This is a messenger RNA of Nymphaea colorata (pocket water lily), 405 nucleotides long. RefSeq lists its product as uncharacterized. Lineage: Eukaryota; Viridiplantae; Streptophyta; Magnoliopsida; Nymphaeales; Nymphaeaceae. Gene Ontology annotation, molecular function: structural constituent of ribosome. The transcript is spliced from 2 exons. The record is from RefSeq and is a predicted model, not a curated record. Gene Ontology annotation, biological process: translation. Gene Ontology annotation, cellular component: ribosome. The coding region runs from base 1 to 405 and encodes 134 amino acids.
AUGACCAUCACCAUUAAGACCCGUCGCCUUCGCGUGAACAAGCUCUUGGCUCGGCGCGAGUUGCUUCUUGACGUCUACCACGAGGGCAAGCCCAACGUUUCCCAGAAGGACCUGAGAGAGCUGAUCGCUGCCAAGACCGCCUUCGGAGGCAACCGCUCCACCGGCUUCGCCCUCGCCUACGACAACCAACAAUACCUUGUCAAGUACGAGCCCACCUACCGUCUCCGUCGUCUGGCCAUCGUCCCCAAAAGGAACCCCAAGAGAAAGUCAGAAAAGGAACUCAAGAGAAAGAUCAAGAAGUCCAGAGGCGCCGAGAAGAGAAAAGUGCUGGCCACCAGAAAGGUCGAAACCAAGGCCGAUAUCAAGCGUGCCAAGGACGAAUACCUCAAGAAGCUCAUUGCGUGA